Acanthoscelides obtectus is the source of this 1037-nucleotide messenger RNA. NCBI's taxonomy places the organism in Eukaryota, Metazoa, Arthropoda, Insecta, Coleoptera, Chrysomelidae. The record is from the annotation of a GenBank genome assembly.
UUUAGACUUUUUAGGUUAUGUCACAGAUGUCAGUGAAUUUGUAGAUGUAGAUCUGCUAUCUCUGUUUUCAAGCCAGGUUUACGUAGGUGCGAGUGAAAGAGCUUGUGCAUGUUUAGAACACAAACCAAUUAAAAACAUCUGUUUAUUAGAAGGAGAGUGGCGGAAAAUUGGGCAAAUACAUUGGCAAAACAUUACAUUUUGCGACAACUAUUCACUUUAAAAAAGGACGAUGAUAUAUUCUAGAAAGUGACGAAGAAAAUGGGCUGCGUUUUUUAUGCGAAGGAGGUUGUCAAUCAAUACCAGCCUUGAAAUUGUCCAAAAUGUCCAGCCAAGAAGGUGAGAACUCCAGAAGACAUUGGCAAGGCGACGAUGAGAAACCAUUGAAAAAAGCAAAAUAUAUGUGGCAGGUAAAAGGGAAGCAGCAUUUAAAGGAGAAUGAUAACUCUGACGAUUCUAUAAUGGACAAUGGCCCUAGCACAACUAGUAAUCCAGAACCAAGCACAAGUUCAAGUCAAGACUACAUAUCAUUUGGUAACAAUGGAAACAUGCCAAACCUACCAGAAACCAGAGUCUUGGUACCUUAUUAUCAAGAUAACUUGGAUGUUCACUUUAGGAAUCUUCAGACCUCAUGGGAGGUAAGGCAAAUGGCAAGAUGUCUGCUAGACAAUACAAUCAACAGUUUUGUGGAUGACUUCAGAAGUGAACCUAUGAAUGCUGAUCAUAAUCACCCGUUUGAGGGAUUUGAUUUCGAUUCUCAUGACUAUGUAUGUGAGAAGUGCAAUAAUGAUGGGCAAGUAGAAGACGAUGCGAUACUGAUGGCGAUACAGGCACAUGGGCUGAGAGGGAAUGCAGGUGAGGAAAAUCCAGGGAUUGCAGAGUCUACACAAGAUAACAUUCAGAAUAUGCAGGCUGAACUAAAGCAGAACAAUGCUUUGCAUGGUCGAGGACAAGAGGACAUGAUCCAGGAUUCUUCAGGCUUCCUGGAUGCAGCUGUGUCAGCAGCAAUCCAGGAAAAAGGAUUAACAUAUGGAUAUUGA